CUCAGUCCAGCUUGUGACAGCGCGCCCGGUAGUAUAAUCGUAGACGCCACGGUGCCGCUCAUCCAGUCAGACCCGCUGUUUGCUGACACACCGGUGGUCAACGGCUCUGCUCCUCCGCCCGGCAAGUUAGUGUGUUACUGACGGGCGGAGCUGUCUCUGUCUGUCCAGGAAUGAGAAAUGAUGGCCGGCUCUACAGCAGAGGAGAAAACCUUCCGACGGUUCCUGGAGCUCUUUCUUCGGGAGAUGAGAAUGCCUCUGCAGGACAGCGACCCGGUGCCGAUGCGCCCCUUGUCGGACCUGGUGACUGAGGACGAGGUGGAGGGCGAAUGCCUUGACCUGUGUCUCCAACACCUCUACAAAUAUAACUGUCCCUGCUCCCUGGCGGCAGCUCUGGCCAGAGCCACAGCAGACAGCCUCCUGCAGACUGACCUCUCCAUCUACCACCUCAAUAAGACGGUAGAAGAUGGAGCUGACCCAUUACCACAGAUAGAGUCUGUGACGCUAGCCCGGCUGGUGUUUAACAGACUGUUUGAGAUGUGCUGCCUCUGGCUGAAGGAGCUGCCCUUCCACCGCCGUCCACAGCCGUACUACGAGACUUCCAUCCACGCCAUCAAGAACAUGAGGCGCAAGAUGGAGGACAAGCAUGUCAUCAUCCCCGACUUCAACACUCUCUUCAACAUUCAGGAUCAGGAAGAACAGGCUUACUUUGCUGUCUUUGAUGGUCAUGGCGGCGUGGACGCUGCCAUUUAUGCUGCCAACCACCUCCACGUCAACUUAGUUCACCAGGAAUCCUUUGGCCAGGACCCCAUCGAGGCCCUCUGCAGAGCCUUCAAAGUCACUGAUGAACGCUUUGUAAAGAAGGCCUCCCGCGAGCACCUGCGUUGUGGCACAACAGGCGUGGUGACGUUCCUGCGGGGUCGGAUGUUGUAUGUGGCCUGGCUGGGAGACUCCCAGGUCAUCCUGGUCAGGAAAGGACAGGUUGUGGAGCUGAUGAAACCACAUAAACCAGACAGAGAGGAUGAGAAGCAGAGGAUCGAGGCUCUGGGAGGCUGUGUAAUCUGGUUUGGCACAUGGAGGGUUAACGGAAGUCUAUCUGUAUCCAGAGCAAUAGGCGACUCGGAGCACAAGCCCUACAUCUGUGGUGAUGCAGACCAUGGUAUCUUCCCAUUGGAUGGUACAGAAGACUACCUAAUUCUGGCCUGUGAUGGCUUCUGGGACACAGUGAGUCCAGAUGAGGCAGUGCGGGUGGUUAGUGACCACCUCCAGGAGAACACCGGAGACACCACCAUGGUAGCCCACAAGCUGGUGGCCUCAGCACGUGAUGCGGGCUCUAGUGAUAACAUCACGGUCAUAGUGGUCUUCUUGCGGGACCCACGCUCCCCACCAACCACCGGCACAGAGGAUGGUGAGGAAGGUGUGGUGGAGGGAGAGGUGGAGGAGGAGGAAGUAGCGGAGACAGAGGAACAGGAAGAUGAGGAUGAGGCAGUCAGAGUAGAGCGCGAUGGUGGCGAGGGAGGUGGCACUGCGGACAUGGGGGGGAAGGGUCGCGGAGGCUGGCCCCUUCAGCAGUGCUCAGCCCCCGCUGACCUCGGCUAUGAAGACCGAACAGACUCGUUCACGGACAGAACUAGCCUCAGCCUGCUGGGGCCGUCGCUGGAGGGCCGCAUCUCCCUGAACCAGGGCUCACGGCAACACUGCUUCAACUUUAGCCCUGACCUCUUCACAACCUCCCACAUCUACCAAGAAAAACGCCAACUGAGGCGCAGGUCCUGUAUACCUUUUCAGGAGGCCAGCAUCUCUAGCUUCACGGACCCACUGUGGCCCCAGACAGCCAUGAUCUUAGGCCAGGUAGUGAGGCAAAGUCGCAGGCUCGGUUAUGGUAGUCGCCGGUGGGGCCGGAGGUGUCCAGGCACAUCCAAGGAGCUGCUAGGCCUGUUCCCAUCCGGCCACUUGCUGCGCUACAGGCAGCACGACUCCAACUGGAGGCCUGGAGUGGCAGUGCCUCAACUGCCCCACGAUGCCACCAUCUGAAGAGGUGACCUCAAACCAAACCAUCUCCUUCAUUUCAGUCCUGCUCCAAUGCCCUCUACCCACCAAUCCACCCACCUCUGCCUUCAACAGCACGUCUUUCUUUGAUAGUAGGUAGUUGUGGCUCCUGCAGUCGUUACGUGAUUAUCGAAUAUCUGUUGGAGGAGUGACGCUCUCUGUCCUAAGCCGAAAUGUUUCCAUAUGUAAGGUGGCCCACUAAACACAAGUCCUGCUCCUUAAUGCUGCAGGUAAAGAGCAAAACAGCAUCCUCUCCAUUGACAAUAGAUCAGUCAACAAGAAGUCAGACCUGGAAAUGCAGGUUAAAAAGAUGUGUUCAGACCGAAAGUGAAAGUAAUCUGAAGCUGUACCGUUGUGUACAAAGUCUGUGAAAAGACAGUAAAGGACAAGAACAGACACAGUUAACUAUCCUGAGCUGUGUGACUCUACUUCAGGAACAGGGAUAAGAGAACAAAAACAGGAACAACUGGAGUUCAAGUUAAUAUCAAUUGGCUGAACUCUGGGCAGUCAUACUUUCAGUGCGUGUUGUUAGCUAGCUGGAGCCUAAGUGUUUAUUGGACUUGCCUUCAGUCUGAACACAUGGUUAAGUUUAACUUAUGCUUGGUCGCUUCACACUUUCGGCAGCGUCUUUAGACAGAAUUUAUGUAUUUUGGACAGGAAGAAAAUAUCCUCAGAUUUUGUUUUUUAAAACCGUAAACAUUUUUUAGAAGGAUCCCUUAAAUUAGAUAUUAAAUAAACAAACACUAUCCACUACAGUUUGUUAUUCUUAUAUUAGCCAAAAAUAUUGGCCAUGCUGAUGAAUCUAUCAUGCUCUAGGACACUCUUGUCUAAAAUAUCAUUGUAAAUGUACCACAGCAUUAAGAUCUCCCUUCAUUGGAGCUUGUAAAACUUGUAUGUAUCAUAACUUAAUGACUCAUCCAAGAGAAAGGACAGCCUUCUAAGCCAUACCAGCAAAGUGAGAGGUUGACUGCAUAAUCACUCAGCUUCAUCGUUUCUCUUCCUUUCUGUUUAAUGUUGCCCAGGUAUAAACGCAGGUUAAGGUGACACACAUCAUCUUUUGUCUUGCUGUUGAAAAUGUUGAGCGACCAAGCAUUAAAUUAAGCUGUAACGGCCCUAGCUCGCCUCUCUGUCCCCCUCAGCAAUACUUUGGUGGCAGGUGAAUAUAGUUCAUUGAGGAGGCCAGAACAAUUGCCGCUUCUGGGUUCUGGGACUAAAGGCACAUGCUGUUCUUUCCCCUCCCAUACAGUCAAUGACCCAGCCAUUAUCCAGCUACAAUUUGUCUACAGAUAAAAGCACUUAACACUGGAUUAAAAAAAGAUUAGCAGUCACUUACCUGAAUAAAUGCUUCAUGUAGUCCAGUAUUCCAGAUUAGGAUAUACUCCUGGGAUUUUUGGAGGGGGAGGGGUAUUUAAAAAUAUAUAUUUUUGUUAAAGUUGUUGAUGGGCCACAUAGCUAUUGCAAGUAUUCCAAGUGUAUUUACUUUUACACAAAACCCAUUGAACAGAAGUAUUUUCCAGCAGGCUUGAUAAGUGCAAACCAUUUAAUGUUGCUGCAGAACACGUGCCUUCCAUAUGUGUUACUAAAGCCAACUUCCUUUAUACACAUAUUCACGAUUCACUAAAUUUAUGGACAAGUCUGGGUUGCGCUUUUAGUCGGGUCAUAUUAAGACUUUUAAAAGCCACUUUAAAAUAAAUUGUUUUGACAUUUUGGAAAAUACGUAUAUUCACUUUCUUACCAAGAGAUACAUUGAGUCCACUCAUGUCUCUAAGCUGAAUAUGAAGUUACAGCUAGCAGCUGAUUAGCUUAUCUUAGCAUAUACAGCAGAAGCAGGGGUGACAGCUAUCUUGGCUCUUUCUAAAGGUAAAAAGAUUAGCUGUUUUUAGCAGAAUGUAUGUAGCAAUCAAAUGCAUAAUUAGGAACCUUUUACAGGGAUCUUGUUGUUAGCCAACAAUUUGUGAAUAUUACAUUUCUUUUUGUGUAUAGAUUAAACAAACAACAUACUGUUUUAAUUUGUGGGCUUCAGAGGGGCUUAUAGGUGGAUUUUGUUACCUUUGGACCGAGCUCUUUCCAGACUUUAUGCUAAGCUAAGCUAAGCAGCUGCUGGCUGUACAUUAGCUUCAAAUUCUUGUACAGACUCAAGAGUGGUAACAAAAAUUUCUUUAAGAAUCAAGAAAGUGAAUAAGCAUGUUUCCCAAAAGGUCCUUUUAGAUUCAUAGUCCUUCAAAUAACAUGAAGAGACAUUUGCACAUUUGUGUGCCUCAGUAGCCUAAGGGGACGAGCGUUUUCUAUCUGUAAAUAAAGUCGUGGUGGUACCAGCCCCUGUGCAACAACACCAUACAGCAAACUUGCCAGUCAUCACCAAAUGCAAGAUAGCUCCCAUUGUCAGAGUAAUCCCUGAGGCUGGCUCCAAUGGCCACACACCACCUUUAUAAUUGGAUCUUUCUCUGAUCUGAUUUAGAUUAAACAAUGAGAGAGGGAGUGCCCCCUCUCUGCUGUCUAACACCGCUGACAGUGCUGCACCUUCAUUUACAUUAGUAAGCCACAGGAAUGUUCAAACUCAAGUCUUUAUGCCUCCUUUCAUGAGACUGCACUCGUCUGUAACACCUGGCAUAAAAGCCAGUUUGCUAUCAAUAUUCAUUGGUUUCAUAUCUCUUAAAACCAAAUAUGUUAGGUAAUCAAUUCUAUAAAUUUUAAUGCUAAUUCAUAACCAUACUUCUAUGUAAUCAUCAAAUAAUAAUCCUCCUACUGAUUUAUAUGAUAAAAUAUAAUAGCACCCAUACCAAAUAAACUUGGUGAGAAUGAUAUGUGGAAAAUACUUUGCUUUAACUUGUGUAACUUUCUUUUGAAUACACAUAAUAGCAUUAACUUACUGUAUCUAACCAUACUUGAUGACCAUAUACUACCGUAUACAACACAAUUGCUAGGAAAUCAUUGGUAAACCCUGACCCACAUUCCCCCAAAAUCCCUUACCCUGAUUGUCAGUCACUUCAACUUUCAAAGUACUAAAAAUGCCCCAGUUACCAUCAACUUUGGUGCCUAUUUAAUUUGCUGUCGGAGCAAUUGACUGUUCUCUAAGCUCCCCCCCCCCAACAGUGGUAAAUUUACCCCUAAAAAUUCUUACACAUUUUUGAAACAAUGAGUCCUUGAUUUCACACAGACGUUAAACAAAAGCAGCAUCUCAUUUCUGGCCGGCAACCAGUCUGAAAUAACAACUAACGCUACCAUAUUUUAUGCUAGCUAGCAAGCCUUUUAGCAUUAGCACCAUGAGGUGGUUAAAAUAUCUGUGUCCUGGUUGAUUUUGAAACAAACACCCGGUAAAAGAGUCUUAACAAUGCAGUUGAUUGCUACAAACGGUAAAAGACCGAGGCUAUUAGAAGUCCCAGGCUAGCAUCCUCAGCAAUUGAUGUUCCAUGCAAGACACGUGAAAGUUAAGGAGCAGCAUCAUGUACUCAGGGUAGUGCUAGUUAUCCCCAGUAUUAUGUACAGUACAGUAUGAUAAGGUAAAACUAUGUAAGAUCAGAAAAGUUGAAAUAACCCUGUUGGGAGGCUUAGCUUUGGGAAAACAAAUCUGGACAAACAACAUAGAGGUUAUGAUGGUUAAGAGAUUUAUGUUUAUUUUUUAAAACAGUAUGUUGUCGUCAUUUUUAACGUUAGAAGAUAAAAGGUUUUUAGGAUGACAUCCAAGGUGUUUGGCAAAUGUAAUGCUGUCUCAAGUAAAAUUGGGCUGGCGAAAAUAAUGUAGUUAGCUAACGAUGUUCUGCUUGGCUUUAGAAGUAGCGCUUACGUUAUUGUUACAAACUUAACUUACUGUUAAGUACUGUAGGUAGUUAUUAAGAUAUUUGGCCUGACAUGCUAAUGUCUGCCACUUGCGUUAGCGCAGACAAACGCACUGCUUAAUAUUUCCGUAGACUUGUCUCUUGUGUUUUUGUGUUUGGUAAGGCAAAUAAAUAUAUAUCAAGUAUCGCUCUUACUACAGCCCCAUGCACACCGUUUUGAUAGUUUGACCUGUCGUGGCAAGUUACGGUUCCUUAGACUAUGAUUGAAUAAUCACUGUUUGGGGGUGGGGCUUACUGAACAGUCAUUUAGACGCAUUAACAUUCCCUAGCAUUGUAACAUCGUCAUUCACCAAUCUGUUUGAUGCCGUGAAUUUCCAAGUGUCAGGAUAUUAUAGUAAUGACCAGGUUCUGUAAAUCGUGCCUCCAUUUUCUUGACCCAGUCACUGGCUCAUGAUGAUUUCAAAACAGGUGAUUCAUCAGACAGCAUCCCAUCACCUCCCCCCUUUCAGUCUUGCUGGUAUAGACAGGAGACUCACCUUGGAGUGAGAGCUCCAUUGUUUCAUUUCACUCACCUGUAACCAUCCUGUGGACUGUCUUGUGAUGAGCAUCAGACUGCCAGUGAAGCAGAAUGUACCUCAUGUCCCAAAGCGUCCCCAGAGACUCUAUGAAGUGGGUCGACAUGAGGUGGUGUUUCUUUGGGAGAUUCUUCUUGCCGGGGGGCAUCUAUCUAUGAGGAAUGUACUGUGGAGACUCUCAACAAACUAAAGCCACUGGAUCUCUUUGUGGAAGUAUCACUGCAGUCACUGUCUCCAGAAGCGUUACUUGAUACCCGAAGACGAUGAGUGAAGUAUCAGAAAACAAGUGGAAAUCAAAGUCAUUUAAAAUAUUCACAGAUGCGUAUAUAUAUUAUGAAUACUAAUUGUGAGUUGAGUGAGUGCUGGAGGAGUGUACAUAUAUGGAAUCUGUCUUGUAAAUCAGUGGUUUAAAUCUAUGCUCCACGAGGCCCAACUGUCAGGUUAGAUAUUGACUUAAUAUUGACAAAAAUCUUCCGCCACCAAACUGACAUGGAAGGGAGGAUGUGAUGUUAUUGAACCUCUUGAGAGGCGUCCAUCUAUAAGCGCUGCCUCUGCCUUCAAGAGGUGCUAAAGUAUAUAAAAGACGUUGAACCAAUGGUGAGUUGUAGUGUCCCGUGGUGGCCUAGCAGCUGUCUCACCCUGCUUUUGUACCCUGACAUGAAUAAAAAUCCUGGGAAAAUAUACAUAAAGAUGUUAAUUAUCAACUUAGAAUACUGUAUCUCCAAUCUGCAGCUUCAAUUUAAAAUGUUCUAUCAGCACCAGCCUUAAAAAAAACAUCUUGCCAAUCAAAUAUCAGUAGUUUGUAGGUUUUCAUUCCAGCUCUGCAGGUGUUAGUGGGUGAUUAGAGAGACGAGGAACACGAGUGAACUGAGCUGCUGUGGUGUUUGGCUAAAACGGAGUCUGGGCUUCACUUUGAGGCGCUGUGUUGCCGUUGCCCGUCUUAUAGAUAACCGAUUAGAUAUUUUACAUGGAUCACACAGGGUGGGAAACUCUAGAGAAGAAAGAAUUUCCUCAGGAUCUUGUUAUAAUGACAAGUUUAAGUUUUCUCUUUCAAAUGAGACGCUUGUAUUAGGAGUCUUUGCCCAUAUUUAUAAACAAGGAGAAUGGUUAUUUUGAGAUGCUUUGUCAUUAUAACAAUGUCUUUUAUUGUUGUGUUUUUUCUAAAUGCUGGCAGUUCUGUGCUGCCAUAGGAAAAGCAUGUUGUACUUGUGUGCAGUGAAGCGGUAGACACCCCCCCCAAAAAAAUCACUGGUGUAGUUUCACAGCAGGUCCGAGGCGUUGAUGUGAAGCUCAGCUGCGAAGCUGCAUUGGAGGGAGCGCUGUACCAACCAAGAACAGUGCUCAGUGACAAGGAUCCACGGGUUGCUCUCACCAAAACCCUGUGAAAUAGUUAUACAGUGUUACUCAUCAUAUUGCAAAUUGCCAGAAGUUGUCACUGUAUGAGCAAUAAAAAUGUUUACCAUCAUUUCUUUUGGUAAAUCCUCUACCUAAGCUCGAGAAACUCGCACCCCCCACACACACACACACACACACACACACACACACACACACACACACACACACACACACACACACACACACACACACACGCACGCUGUGCUUGCACUAAAGCUUCCUCUGAGUCGGAUUUUUCGCUCCCCUGAUGAUGAAACCAAGCAGAAAUUCAGCUCUGCUCUCCCAUAACCACUGUCUAACUAUAGGGCCCUCCAUGGUUCUGCACUGUGUGUCUAUGUACACACAAAAAAAAGCUUUUUCUUUUUCUCUGUAAGCAAUAAUGAUGUUGCAUUAAAAGGCUCUCUGAGGGUUUGUCUUCUGCUGAAGGAUGCAACAAAACAGUUCUGUCAGCCAUACUUGAAAGGUCACAGAGCAUGAAUGCUAAGGUUCUGUAGUCAAUUUCCUAUUUAUUUUUCCUAUAGAGAAUAGAAGUCAUAAUCUGCUGCCUGUGGUAAAGUUCACUUCACACACUCCUUCACCUCCUGUAAGACGUCUGUGGUCAACUAGUUAAAUGAUAUGGAAAAAUUAAUGUGAAGUAUGUGAUGAAGAGAGGCAGAGCUUUUCAGUUGUAUCGGCGUCCCUCAGCUGUUUGUGUAAAUUUGAAAAGUUUGCCUGGAGUUUGGACUCUUGGACCUGUGCGCUCUGUUCAAAUGUAAUGUGAAUGGGGUUGGGGGUAUAAGAUCACUGAGGGCUGUGAUUGGUCAAGGACAGCAGCCCUCUCCUUCUUGUCCUGAAGGCAUGAAGACAAACCCCAUGAUUGGCUCUUCUUCAACACGCAGGUUAGGUUUAAAAAAAAAAGAAGAAAAAAAACAGUGAAACACAUGUUGAGUACCUGUAUUAUCUGUGUUAGUAGUAUAUAAAUAUACGUAUUGUAACUGGUGACUAUCAUGUAUAUAAAGAUUAGACCAAG
This is a messenger RNA of Micropterus dolomieu (smallmouth bass), 8801 nucleotides long. It is a transcript of the gene ppm1e, whose product is annotated as protein phosphatase, Mg2+/Mn2+ dependent, 1E. The record is from RefSeq and is a predicted model, not a curated record. The transcript has 8 exons. Gene Ontology annotation, biological process: negative regulation of protein kinase activity; protein dephosphorylation. NCBI's taxonomy places the organism in Eukaryota, Metazoa, Chordata, Actinopteri, Centrarchiformes, Centrarchidae. Bases 178 to 2031 code for a protein of 617 amino acids. Gene Ontology annotation, molecular function: cation binding; protein serine/threonine phosphatase activity.